UUUCCUUUUCUCCCUCAAUGCUCCCAUAAAUAAAUUCUGCCAUCAAACAGUACUGAAGCCACCGGAGACACAACGGUAAAGUCGCCAAGAAAAACCGUCACCAAUGGCUUCUUUCUCAAACUCGGUCCUCUCUCUUAAGGUGGCACUUCUCUCGACUGGUGUUUUGUCCUUGGCUGUGGCUUUGAAGUUCUCUGUUCCUCUGGUCUCGGAUUUCAUCGGCGCCGAUGUUCCUAAUAUUUGGAGCUUCUUCCUCACAUGGUUAAGACCUCCUUACCUCUACAUUCUUGUCAACUUCAUCAUCAUUAGCAUCGCCGCCUCUUCCAAGUUCCAGAACCACAAGCUCGAUGAUCAAGCUCACUCGCAAGAUCAUCCGGUCGUUCUUCCCUCCGAUCCGAUCAAGAUGUCCGAGGAGAUAAGUUCGGAGUAUGCCAUCUACAACCGGCAGGACGUAGACGUUCUUGAGCCGGAAAUGAUCACCGGCGAUAUACGGACCAACUACGCUGCCUACAACUGCGUCGUUUCGGAUGAUUACGGUGACGAUUCGAAAGUACGGGAUAUGACGCUGGAGGUUCAGCAAGGGAGGAUUUCGAAUGCGGAGAAGACGAAGAUGAGUCUGAGAGAUGAAGAAAUCACGAACGAGGAGUCCUUCCAAGCACCGAUUUCUGUAAUGACAAGCUUGCAGUGUACGGACUUGUUGGCUUUGUCGAUUCUCAGUGACGAGGAGAAAUCGCCCGUUUCCGCUCGGUUCGGCCACCGGAAGGCUGCCAAGGCUAGUCCCCAAGGUGGAAAAGCGGUGUUGGGAGUAGCGAAGCCGUUAACCAGGCACCUGAAGAAGUCCGACACGUGGGACUCCCAGCUCCACCAUAACGCGACGCCGUUAAGGGACCAAAACGGAUGUACCCCUCCGAAUUCGAAACUGACGAAGAAGUCGGAGACGUUCAGCGAGCGAAGCAGAGCCUGCAAGGAGAAUAUUAAGUCGUCGGCGAGUCCAUCGCCAGGAUCCGGGAAGAUGAGGAAGGAACCAUUCCUGAGUCAGGACGAGUUGAACCGGCGAGUCGAGGCUUUCAUCAGGAAGUUUAACCAGGAGAUGAGGUUACAGAGGCAGGAGUCGUUGAGGCAGUACCGCGAGAUGAUCAAUAGUGGGUCCCAUUGAGACGUUGUCGUUUUGGCUUUUUUCUUUUCUAUGCCUCCUUGAUUUUGCUAUUCUCCCGAACUAGCACCAACCCAUGCUACUAUUUGGAGGUAAUGAGUACGGAGGAUUGUAAUUUAGUGUUUGUUUCUCUCACAUCGAGUUUCAAAUUUCAAUAUUCAAGUUGAUAGACAAGGUCAUCGUUUUGGGAUAUUGGUUUUCUCGAGUAAGGAAAUUGAAAUUACAAUUUACAAAACAUUAUCUUUUGGUUCA
Prosopis cineraria is the source of this 1402-nucleotide messenger RNA. RefSeq lists its product as uncharacterized. Bases 104 to 1153 code for a protein of 349 amino acids. The record is from RefSeq and is a predicted model, not a curated record. NCBI's taxonomy places the organism in Eukaryota, Viridiplantae, Streptophyta, Magnoliopsida, Fabales, Fabaceae. The transcript has 2 exons.